AUGGUACCGACUCUCUUGGAAUCUAUCCAGCAUGUGUUCGUGAAAAAAGUGGCUGUGAACUCGGGUGGCAAACACUGCCUUGCCCUCAGCUCCGAGGGACACGUUUACUCUUGGGGUGAAGGGGACGACGGGAAACUAGGACACGGAAACAGGACUUCGUACGAGCGGCCAAAGUUGAUCGACCAACUGUUGGGCACCGAGAUCGUCGACAUUGCUUGCGGUGGCCAUCACAGCGCGGCAAUCACGAGCGCCGGUUGGCUUUACACCUGGGGAAAAGGUCGAUACGGACGACUGGGCCACGGCGAGAGCGAGGAUCAGUUGUCGCCGAAACUGGUCGAGGCCCUCCAAGAUUACAAGGUGAUCGACGUAGCCUGUGGAAGCGGCGACGCGCAGACUCUCUGCGUCACCGACGACGACAACGUCUGGAGUUGGGGCGACGGGGAUUACGGAAAGCUGGGUAGAGGCGGUAGCGACGGCUGUAAGAUUCCGAUGAAGAUCGAGUCUCUCGCGGGCCUCGGCGUCAUCAAGGUCGAAUGCGGCAGUCAGUUUUCCGUCGCUCUGACAAGAUCGGGAGCGAUAUAUACC
Heterotrigona itama is the source of this 585-nucleotide messenger RNA. Lineage: Eukaryota; Metazoa; Arthropoda; Insecta; Hymenoptera; Apidae. The record is from the annotation of a GenBank genome assembly.